AUGGGUGUCGGGCCGCUCAAGUUCACUAUUCAGCGCACGUAUAGACGUGCUAGAGCAGCAACAGUUACCCUCCUACACGGCCCUAUACUUACUCCUGUCUAUAUGCCUGUGGGGACCCAGGGCACACUCAAGGGCUUUGCGACUGAGCAAAUAGAGCGGACAGGUGCUCAAAUUAUGCUGUCUAACACAUACUUCCUCAACCUCCGCCCCGGAAUCCAGAAGCUUAACGAAUUGGGAGGACUGCAUAAGCUGAUGGGCUGGCCCAACAACAUCCUCACAGACUCAGGAGGCUAUCAGAUGGUCUCUCUCUUGGACUUGUCAGAAGUCACAGAAGAUGGAGUGAGUUUUAUUUCUCCAGUAGACUCCAAGAGGGUGCUUCUUACACCCGAAGAGUCUAUCCGCACACAACAGGCCAUAGGCUCCGAUAUUAUGAUGGCCCUGGACGACGUUAUUCAUGUUUUGCUGGACCCCCGCACGGAGUAUGAGCGGAUCAAGCUGGCCACUGAGCGCACGACACGCUGGCUGGACAGAUGCAUUGCUGCACAUACGUCGCCCACGCAAACCCUCUUUGGAAUAUGCCAGGGCCAUCUUGAUCUCUCUCCUGGAGGGUUUAGAGAUCAGUGCAUCGAGGCCAUUAUCGCACGCAAGGAUCAGAUGGGUGGGAUUGCUAUCGGAGGGCUCUCUGGCGGUGAGGCAAAAGAGGAUUUCUGCAGGGUUGUUGCAUAUUGUUGUGAGAAGCUCCCCAAGGAUAAACCCAGAUACCUUAUGGGUGUCGGCUUUCCUCUAGAUUUAGUUGUGUGUACCUGCCUUGGCGUGGACAUGUUUGAUUGCGUUUACGCUACGCGCGUGGCUCGUAUGGGCGGCGCAUUCUUUGACGGUGGUGUUCUCCGGCUAGAUCGUGCUACGUGCAAGGACGAUCUUUCUCCAAUUAGCAGCACCUGCCCUUGUCAGGCAUGCAAGUACUCUAAAGCGUAUCUGCACGCUCUGUAUGUGGCCAAGAGUCCUGUCUGCGGGCAACUUCUUUCAGACCAUAACGUUCAGUAUCUUCUGCGGCUUAUGCGAGGGCUUCGAGAGAGUAUUCUUAAUGAGACACUGGAUACCUACGUCUUGAACUUUCUCUUAAGGAUGCACGGGACACUUGAUAGCGUCCCCCAGUGGGCUCUCACGGCCCUUACUGACGCAGGAAUUGUUCUUCCUUGUAAUAAAUAA
Giardia duodenalis is the source of this 1209-nucleotide messenger RNA. RefSeq names its product putative Queuine tRNA-ribosyltransferase. The coding region runs from base 1 to 1209 and encodes 402 amino acids. Lineage: Eukaryota; Fornicata; Diplomonadida; Hexamitidae. The transcript has a single exon. Gene Ontology annotation, cellular component: cytosol. Gene Ontology annotation, molecular function: tRNA-guanosine(34) queuine transglycosylase activity. The record is from RefSeq and is a predicted model, not a curated record.